AAGCAGCGCAACUGAGCCGCAUCUUCAUCUCAUCCAAAUCUACCAAAACCAUCAACAAAGCCUUCCAACACAAUGGCCGAAGAAGAGCCCACCCCCAAGACCGGACCCGGCCGCAAAGUCCCCCUGCGCGUCCUAGUCCUCGGCCUUCCACGCACCAGCACUACUUCAUUGAUCAGCGCUCUCCGUCAGCUUGGCUACAACCCAUACACUAUGCGCUCCCUCAUGGAAAACCCCAGCAAUAUCCCCGUGUGGCAAGAAGCCGUCAAUAGCACGCAAUACGCCUCUGGCCUACCCUUGACUAUCAACGACAUUCUCUCCGACUACGACUCUGUUGCGGACCUGCCGGGAUGCAUGUUUGCGCAGCAGUUGAUUGAAGCGUAUCCCGACGCCAAAGUGAUCUUGACGACGAGGAGGUAUGAAGACUGGGAGAAGAGCAUGCAGGAAAGUAUCUGGGUGCUCUUUACAUGGCGGUUAUUCGAGAUCUGCAGGAUCCUGGGUGUCAGUCGCAUGGCGCCGCUGAUUCGUCUCCUACACUCAUUAUUCGGCAUGCAUAAUGGGAAUCAGUACGGCGGGUACGAAACAAGGCGCGCAUAUGAAGCUCACAAUGAGAGGGUUAGGGAGAGCGUGGGGAGCGAGAGGUUGUUGGAGAUUGAUGUGGAUGGGGGAAGUGGGUGGGGGGAGUUGUGUGGGUUUUUGGGAGUGGAGAGGCCGAAAGAUGUCGAGUAUCCGAGAUUCAAGGAGGAUAUGGCGAUGCGGGCGGGGCUGGAGCAGACUUGGUUCAGUAUGGUGAGGUAUUUGGUGUUGAUGGUUGUGCUGCCGGGUGUUGUGCUAAUUGCUGGAGGGUUGCUGUACUUGUAUGCGGAUGACUUGAGAAGUGCGAGAGAUCAGUGGGUUAUUGCGCCUUUGAAGGAUUAUCUGAACUCGUAA
This is a messenger RNA of Macroventuria anomochaeta, 927 nucleotides long. RefSeq lists its product as uncharacterized. NCBI's taxonomy places the organism in Eukaryota, Fungi, Ascomycota, Dothideomycetes, Pleosporales, Didymellaceae. The transcript has a single exon. Bases 73 to 927 code for a protein of 284 amino acids. The record is from RefSeq and is a predicted model, not a curated record.